AUGGCCAGAUUGGAAAACAUAUGCUACACGUGUUUGAGAAGCAGGGUUGAUGGGGCACACGAGAUCACUGAAACGGAUGAACCCAUGGCAUGGCUGUGGGGGUCCAAGGGGAGCAGGGUAGAUGGGGCACACGAGAUCACUGAAACGGAUGAACCCAUGGCAUGGCUGUGGGGGUCCAAGGGGAGCAGGGUAGAUGGGGCACACGAGAUCACUGAAACGGAUGAACCCAUGGCAUGGCUGUGGGGGUCCAAGGGGAGCAGGGUAGAUGGGGCACACGGGAUCACUGAAUCGGAUGAACCCAUGGCAUGGCUGUGGGGGUCCAAGGGGAGCAGGGUAGAUGGGGCACACGAGAUCACUGAAUCGGAUGAACCCAUGGCAUGGCUGUGGGGGUCCAAGGGGAGCAGGGUAGAUGGGGCACACGGGAUCACUGAAUCGGAUGAACCUAUGGCAUGGCUGUGGGGGUCCAAGGGGAGCAGGGUAGAUGGGACACACGGGAUCACUGAAACGGAUGAACCCAUGGCAUGGCUGUGGGGGUCCAAGGGGAGCAGGGUAGAUGGGGCACACGAGAUCACUGAAACGGAUGAAUCCAUGGCAUGGCUGUGGGGGUCCAAGAGGAGCAGGGUAGAUGGGGCACACGAGAUCACUGAAACGGAUGAACCCAUGGCAUGGCUGUGGGGGUCCAAGGGGAGCAGGGUAGAUGGGGCACACGGGAUCACUGAAACGGAUGAACCCAUGGCAUGGCUGUGGGGGUCCAAGGGGAGCAGGGUAGAUGGGGCACACGGGAUCACUGAAACGGAUGAACCCAUGGCAUGGCUGUGGGGGUCCAAGGGGAGCAGGGUAGAUGGGGCACACGAGAUCACUGAAACGGAUGAACCCAUGGCAUGGCUGUGGGGGUCCAAGGGGAGCAGGGUAGAUGGGGCACACGGGAUCACUGAAACGGAUGAACCCAUGGCAUGGCUGUGGGGGUCCAAGGGGAGCAGGGUAGAUGGGGCACACGGGAUCCCGACAACAACUACACGCUUUACGAGGGUGUGA
Molecule: messenger RNA, 1035 nt
Organism: Closterium sp. Yama58-4
Lineage: Eukaryota; Viridiplantae; Streptophyta; Zygnematophyceae; Desmidiales; Closteriaceae
Source: the annotation of a GenBank genome assembly